This is a messenger RNA of Acanthocheilonema viteae, 1236 nucleotides long. The record is from the annotation of a GenBank genome assembly. Lineage: Eukaryota; Metazoa; Nematoda; Chromadorea; Rhabditida; Onchocercidae.
AUGAAUAUAAUGCAUGAGGAACAUGCAGAAAAUUUGAAAGCAAAUGCUAUUAAAAUGUUAAAGUUACAGGGCGUGUCGUUAACCGCAGCGGCUAUGGAAACGAUCUCCGAGAAAUAUUCAAAUUCAUUAAAAUAUUUAUGCCUUAUGGGUGCGCUUGUACAUACACCCGAUGGCGCAAUAUAUCUGAAAGCGCUGUGUAAUUUGAGAUGUUUGUGCAAACUGACAUUACCGCCCUCACUUCUGUCACUGAGCAGUAAACCAUUAUAUCAGGAAUGUCGAAUGUUGCAACAAAUCACCGUCAAAUAUCUCUGCGUGUAUGUUUAUGAAUCAGAAAUUGUUGAAACACGAUAUUUUGUCAAGAAAUUACUACCGCCUACGCUGAAAGAAUUAUGCUUACACGAUCCGACUCAUAUGGUAGCCAGAGAUUUAAAAAAUGAUGAAUUUCGAAAAUUACAUUUCAAGGUGACAUUUUGUAAACGAACAGAUUCACUGUAUCAGCAAGAAUGGAUGAAUGGUCAUUGUGAGUUACUGUCGCAUAUGGUUUGGAUACAACCGUACAAGCAUUUCAAUACUGAAUAUCCACAUCCGGUGCCUGGCUGGUGGUUUUUUAUGAGCGAAAAUGUGGACACAGCUGAGGAAGCAACAGAAGUUACAGCAGUGGAGGAAUCUCUAAUUCCUGAACCACAAGCUGCUGCUGCACAAGUUCAAUUACCGCCAAAUGAGGAUCCCGGUGAAAUGAUGAUGGCUACUAUUGCAAGAUUUUUCGAACGAAUGAUUGAUGAUCAAUUGAAUGCAGAAUUUGGUGGUAGCACCCCAACGGAUUUGGCAAUACUUGCAAAUCCUAGCAAUAAUGUGGUGUCACCCAAUACUGCUAGUCAACUACCAGGACCAUCUAAUGGUAGUCGUUCAGGACGCGCCACCGAUCGAUCACGUCGAAGUUACAUGAUAAUAUCACGAGAUGGGAGAAGAAGUUUAAGUCACACUCUAGGACGAACACCCUCACAAUCCAGCACUCAAUCCACUGCACCAACCCAAACAGCUACAACUGCAGAACGACAGCAAGGAACAUCUAUAACUGCGGAAUCGCCAGAUUCAGAAGAUUCGGAAGAAGGACAAUCGAAUCAUGAUGGUAACAAUAACGAAUCAAAUCAUUUUGGAUCAAUGACGACGACAACAGCAAGCACAACGUCAAAUGCUGGACGAGAAGGAAGAAAUACAAGACGAACUGGACCUUAA